CUAGCAGUGUUGGCGGUCGCGACUCGAGCCCACAUGUCGCUGUGGUAUCCGCCUCCUCUAGGUGGCAGUCUGCAAGCAAACCCCUUGACAACACAGGUGGACAACGAACUCAACUUUCCCAUCGGAUGCUGUGAUUCUGACGGCAGGCCAACACUACCCUCUCCUGGAGACUGUCGUGGCCAUCUCAAUCUUCUGAACACAGAAGAAGGCCGUCCGCAGGUAACAUGGGAACCAGGCCAGGACGCAUACUUCCAGCUGUCUGAUCACACGUACACCGUUGAUGCUCCAGGAUCGACGCACUAUGGCGGAAGCUGUCAGAUCGGCUUCUCCGUGGACAGAGGCCAGACCUGGAAAGUCGCAGCUUCGUACCAUGGGAACUGCCCCCACCGGCAGGAGGAUGAUCCCCAGGUCUUCCACUUCAAGGUUCCUCUGAACAUGCCAAGCGGGCCAGCUGUCUUUGCUUGGAUCUGGCUGAAUCGAGAGCACGAGUCUUUCAUGAACUGUGCCUCAGUCCAGAUCGGUGCAGGCUCUAGCAGGAACACUACACCCACGAAUCCGAGUAGUACGGCUGAUUCGAUCAUGUACUACACUCCACUUCCAACUCCUACGGGUGAAGCUCCGACAGAAGAAGAACGACACGGGUCUGAUGGUUGCGAUCAAAACUUGACUAGCCGCAACAUUUCGGGUGAUUCGGGUAUGACUGGAAGUUGGUGGAAUCGCAUCAAGCAUCGCCACAGCAGAAAGCAUGCUCGAUACUACUACUAUGUGCGCAAAACUCAUAGACAUCUAUCGUCUCGAGAGCACCGCCGCAGGCCAGACAGUGUAGCUUCUGACGCUUGCGAUUGGAACGCCGCGCCCAGAAUGGAAACUAGCUACUACUCCGCGGGCGCCAGCUGCGCUCCUGAUGCAAAGCUGGACAACGUAGAGAGCGAUGACUUUGAGAUUGGCUGGAGCGAUGCUUGCGGCAUCGUUGAGGGGGAUGGAGAGUAUACCAUUCAGAACGCCGAAUGU
Messenger RNA from Alternaria alternata, 1011 nucleotides. RefSeq lists its product as hypothetical. The annotation marks the transcript as partial. NCBI's taxonomy places the organism in Eukaryota, Fungi, Ascomycota, Dothideomycetes, Pleosporales, Pleosporaceae. The transcript has a single exon. The record is from RefSeq and is a predicted model, not a curated record.